Messenger RNA from Meloidogyne enterolobii, 666 nucleotides. Lineage: Eukaryota; Metazoa; Nematoda; Chromadorea; Rhabditida; Meloidogynidae. The record is from the annotation of a GenBank genome assembly.
AUGCUUUUCGAUUUUAGGGUUCGACUUCAAAAUCCUUGGGGCGAAAAGGAAUGGAAUGGGCCCUGGAGUGACGGAUCAGCUGAGUGGGAGCAAAUGCCCUGGGAAAAAUUCUUAGAAUACUUCACCGAUAUAAGUGUGUGCCAAAUGCUGAUACCGCUGGAAUUGGGAGUCCGGUCGAAAAUAAAAUCGCAACCAUCAAUCAAGGCCAGCAGACGAUCUAACGCAACUAUAGGAACUCCUUUGAAUCGACGAUAUCACGAAUGGAGUGGUGCACCACAAGAUCGGUCUGGAGGAUGUCCAAACUUUUCGGCUACAUUCUGCUUUAACCCACAAUUCCUGCUGGAGUUUUAUGGGCCUGGAACUGCUGAAGUGAUUUUUGCGCUCAAUCAACCCGAUAAGUUUUAUGGUAAGAAAAGACUACCUUAUCUUGCCAUUGGUAUGCAACUCAUGCGUGUUGAAUUUAACAGACGGCACCGUCUUCACAGACUACUUCGGAGUACAGUUCUGGGCGCUCAGUUCAUUUACAUCUUGACAAGCUUACUCCUGGUCGAUGUAUGUUUUGCGGAGGUUGUUCUCUUAAAAUAUUCCUUUUUAGAUAUCCUGAUACCGUCUAGGUUAAUUAUAUAUUUGUGUUUUUGUCAAUUCGCAAUUAAGUUUUGCUCCUAA